AUGGCGUUUGGAGCUGGUCAUACCUUCAGUACGGACAUUAGCUUCAGUCAAGACACCCUGUUGGAGAUCACACCCGACGACGUGUGUCACUGGAUGAAUUUUCGCGCGUUUGGAGACGCCAAUCCUGCGGAGGACGCAAAACCGGUGAACGCCCGUGCGUCCACCUUGGAAUACGCCAAGAAAGCGAUUUCCUCUUUCAUGCCACGCCGCACAGUUCCUUGGGGCCCUAUUCGCAACGAAGGGAAUCCAACUCGCUCAGAGACUGUAAAUGCAGUAAUUAAGAAGGUGAAGCGAUGCGAGGUUCAUUGA
Messenger RNA from Phytophthora nicotianae INRA-310, 309 nucleotides. RefSeq lists its product as hypothetical. The record is from RefSeq and is a predicted model, not a curated record. The transcript is spliced from 2 exons. Bases 1 to 309 code for a protein of 102 amino acids. NCBI's taxonomy places the organism in Eukaryota, Oomycota, Peronosporomycetes, Peronosporales, Peronosporaceae.